Geodia barretti is the source of this 3906-nucleotide messenger RNA. The record is from the annotation of a GenBank genome assembly. NCBI's taxonomy places the organism in Eukaryota, Metazoa, Porifera, Demospongiae, Tetractinellida, Geodiidae.
AUGCGCAUGCGUGCUCAUGGUCUGGUGGGCGUGGCUUUUACGCUGCUGCUGCGUGUUUGGUGGGUGGAUACGAGAUGUUGGAAGGACCAGCAAGGAAGGUUAGUGUCUCUAGUACUGGUGUUUCUGUCGGCCUGUGGAUGGGUGGUCUUCGUCACUGGUUUUGGAAUUCGAAAUUCGGAAGAAGGCUCAGUGGCCAAGUCAACGUUCACAAGCCACUGGUUGCUUGCUAUGUGUGGGCUGGUCUUCUACUUUAUCUUCUUCCUUCACCUGCUGUGGGGAAACAAAAUCUCCUCAGUUGUUGUGAUGGGUGUGGCUCCUCUGUUCCUGGCUGUGGUGGGAGCUGUUCUUCAGUUUGUCAGCAGAGACACCAGCUGUGACGGUAGCUUCCCGGCCCUCCUCCACCAGGACGACUUUGAGCUCUACCUCCUCAUUGAGUUUGUGGGAGCUGUUGUGGCUGGAAUUUUCAUGUGGUUGUCUCUGGUCCUGUGGCCCCUACUGAAGUACCCUGGAAGGAGCGACGAUUAUGCUACAAUCAACAGCUAAUUUCGCUUCCCUGAUACACUGAUCAUAAAACAGAGAACAGUGCACAUCAUUUUGAGUGCAUAAUUUAGUGGUGUGGUGUGUGUGUGUGUGUAUUUGUGGAAGAGACUAAGUCAGAGGCUGCAGAGGAGGAAGACGAGUUCUGGAGACUCUCUUCUGCAUGGCCUGUCGUCUCCUCUGCCUCUCAGCCACACCCCAGGGAGUCUGGGUUGCAGAGCUGGCAGUUUAAUGUAGUCAUUCCCUGCCUGACUACUCUCCUGUUUGUCUCGGUGGCAGAAGUUGGCCCUCACCUCCAGACUAGUGCCAGGUGCGCACGGGUGAAGACCUGACUUCCCCUGUGGGCAAUCCACACUGUAUUCCCAGCAGUAUGUAUACCAGAUUACAAUUACUUGGUGUUGAUAUUGGUCAGUCCCUUCGAGGAUUAAUUGGCCGUUCUCCCGAGAGCUUCCCUCCACCUCAUCCGUCUGUAGUUGGCUCUGCAGCAUCUCCAGAAUCCUGCUGUUUCUGUGCCUCUCCUCAGCCAGAGCUUGUCGUAGUUGACGUACUUCGCUCUCUAGUCUCAUGAGACAUGCAGUGUAUCUAGCAACAAGCACAUCACAAUUCGUAAAAGUCUAUGGCUUACCAGCUGCCUUUUUGUCAGUGGGGAGAUCGAGACUAGGAGGGGAAGAAGCCCUCUGCUCACAGCGACACAUUAUCAAACGGAAACUCAACUCUGCAGCAUGUCACAUGAAAGUCAACCUGCAGUUGCACAGAUAAGGAAGAACCUCUGUUUUCCCUCUGGAGCCUCUCAGCCUCAGAGUGGAGCUGCUCCAACGUCUCCUUGUGGUGUUGCCUAAGGAGCAGAAGACUCUCUUCCAGCCGUUCUCUCUUUGUCCUCUCCUCUCUCCAGUGAAUUCUUCCUCUGCUCCCCUGCACCUCGGUAAUAGCUAUAGCUACUGGCAUAUGGAGAAGUCACUCACUGGUAACGGUGUAUUGAUAUCUCUGUAGAGUAUUCCCUUCACGGCGGCCAGUCCAGUGAGACCUCCUCUUAACCCAGCCUGGGAGCUGGGAGCGAGACGCAGGCCCAGCACCAGCACCCGCGGCAUAGCCGCCGGAAUCCAUGUUUGGUUGUCAUGGGUUACGGGUGCGCACUAAAUAGAAAAGGGUUGCAGCGUGUUGAAAUGUCUGCUACAAGUGCAGCCCCAGGCUCUUCUUUCCCUGCUCCUCGUCUCCCUUGUCACCCUCUACCUUUAUCACUCCAUGGAGCAUGCGUGGGGAGGUCAGGAGCGAGCGAGAGGCUGGCUUUGGCCGUGAAACUCGCUCGCAGGGACUUGCAGAGGUCGUUGCUAGCUCGCGGAGCCUUACAGUACUCGGUACAGAGUCUACCAGAGAUUCAGGUCCAAGUCCCUGCAGAGUCAGAUGAAGCCACUUCUGAAGCUGCUGUGAUUAGGAAGAGACCACCGUCAAAGAGUGGAGUUACUCAGUGCCAAUCAGCCACAGAGCCUGUCGCAGAGUCUGCUGAAGAUGAUAUUGUCACUCAGCCAGCAGGAGAGGAGGAGGGUGGGCGAGAGGCAGACGGAAAGGAAACCAGUGACCAUGUUCAGUUGAAGGUGGCUCUGGCUAAACAGGUCCAGCGCCUCCAAGAACUCUGUGCUCGUGAGCAGGAGGGGGAGGGAGGGGAAGAGGAAGAGGAGAGGGAGAGAGAGAAAGCAGCAGAGCAAGUGUCCCUCAUGGCUAGGAAGCUGUAUGAUCUUCAUCGGCAGGUUUCUGCAGUCCAGGGAGUACCAGUCAGAGGUGGCAGGAAGGCUACUGCAAGACUUGCUGCGGCUCGCAGAGCAGCAACCAGGACUCUCCACUCUUUCUCCCCCGCCAGCAGGAGCUGCCUGCCCAGUGGCCUGCUGGACCUGCUGACUCAGCUGUGUGGAGACAGUCAGAGCCGCCAGCUCCUCGCCCUGGCACAACAGAUGUACUCAGAAAUUCUCAGGAGUGCCAGAGAACUAACUAAAACCCCCAAAACACAGGUUGAAAAUAGGGGGUCUAGGCCGCAAUCAAAAGAUCAAAGACACAAAACUAAGAAAUAUUGUUCCAGAGCCAAGGGAAAACUUUCUUCCACCUCCUCUAGAAAACAAUUGAAGAGGAAAAGAAAGAAGACAGGGACGCUAGAAGGGACGAAUGAGCAGUUUAUUGACAAGAGGCCUCCAGAUUCACCUAUCACCCCAUUACCACACACUAAUUCAACACCACCACAAGAUGCUCCCUCUCCACCUGUACACCCUGCCUCCUCACACAGUGAACUACCAUCUGCACACCCAGAACAUACUCAACCUCCACAACUAGCUUCACCUCAGUCUUCACAUCUUCUGCCCCCACACCCUGAUCCUACUCCACACCUCACUUAUUCACAAUCUUCACACUCUGCCUACUUUACUCCAUCUCCUCCCCUCAAUUCCCCUCCACUAAAGGCACCUCAGUGUCCCUCAGUUCUGCUGUCAAGACCUUCACUACCACACCUAGUUUCUAUGACAACCACUAUAAACACCAUGGAGGAGGUCCAGGAUAUGAUCUUACACCAGUGGCAGCAAACACCUUCCACCCCCAACCCUCCCACCAGGGUGGAGGGAGAGGGAGAGGGGGUCCAGCUGAAGCAGAGCUCCUGGCUGGGAGGGCACUACCAACAAAGACCUACCCACCCACAGCAAUGGAGGAGAUAGAGAGGCUGGCAGACCUGCUGUUGGAGGAAGUGGUGUCAGAAGUAUGCAGUGAGCUGGAAGAAGCCAGUGACAGUUUAGCUGAGCAGUUGUACUGUAGGGAAUUUUAUGAACCGCCUUUAUAACAAGACACUACAGAAUUGUGAUAAAAUUGUCAUAAAACUUUUUCUAUAGUGGCACACACGGGAAUAGGUAUAAUAAUAGUCUUGAUUUUUCUCCACAAUUAUUCAAACGUCGCCUUUGCUCUCAGUUGAUUAGGCCUUCAUCUGCAGGUGUGAGAGGCAAAUUUAUGAAACAUGUAGUGUGGGGGUAUAGAGAGAAAGGACUAUGAACCUCGUAAGAGUCAGUUGAAUUGCUGUGAGACUUGGUUUUAUUGGUAAAAAAGGGAGAAAUGGUGUAGUAGGCAAUCUGGGGAGAGAGGGAGAUGGUUCAGAGGAAGAACAAUCUGCGAAGACCUUACCACACAGAUGCCUGUGAUGAGCAGACCCACCCACUCGCCUACCAGCCAGGCACCCCAAUAAGGGUCAGCCAUCCAGUCUCUAGGAACUACCUCUAUAUCUAGUGGAGCCAUGCUGUUGACUUCGUUGCGGUAGUUGUUGUCUGCACUGAACAGUCUGUUCCCCUCCGCCCAGAACGCCCCAGAGCCACACACCAAGGUGAGGGUGAGCAGGAAGUGAGC